AUGGCGGCUGAGACGAGUCAUUUCCGAUUGAUGACUGGUAAAUUACAAGAAUUGCUUUUAAGAGAAGAAAAUCUGGAUUUGACCAAAGCUGUAAAAAUCUGCAGAGCCUAUGAACAAUCCAAUAAACAUGUGAAAGAAUUAAGAGAAACAUUAGGCACAAGUACGUCUACUCAAAGAGUGAAUCGAGUGUACAAAGAAGAUAGGAAAUUUAAUAAUUUUCCAUCCAAGAAAGCAACGCCAAGAACAAGUUCUGGAAAUACUUCAUCUUCGACGAAUCAGAAGCCUGGACAACAGAGACGUGACUUUAACAUUUUAUGUAAAAAAUGGGGUAUCUCACACAUCAAAUCAUCUCCUGGUCAUCAAGCCGCAAAUGGAAAAGCAGAAUCUGCUGUUAAACUGAUCAAACAUAUGAUGAUUAAAACUUUGAAGGAUGGUGGAGAUCAAUAUGAAGCAUUAUUAGAGUUGAGAAAUACACCUCGUCAAGAAACAAGAUCUUUAUUACCAGUACUUACAAAGAAGAUGAAACAUAAGCCAUCGUUUGAACAAACCAAUUUUCCAAUUCCAAAGCCAAUAACUCAACCAUUUAUCGAACUAGGCUACCAUCAACACAAAGAACUAACAACAUCAGCAUUCAAAGUUUUGUGA
Messenger RNA from Lottia gigantea (owl limpet), 645 nucleotides. RefSeq lists its product as hypothetical. Lineage: Eukaryota; Metazoa; Mollusca; Gastropoda; Lottiidae. The coding region runs from base 1 to 645 and encodes 214 amino acids. The transcript is spliced from 3 exons. The record is from RefSeq and is a predicted model, not a curated record. Gene Ontology annotation, molecular function: nucleic acid binding.